AUGCCAUCCAAAGUUGUUAAUUCCAUUAAUCCCUCUCCUUUAACUGUUGAACAAAGAAUCAGAGAAGAACUAAAAUUAGAUAAAGGUGUUAUCACUAUUAGACGUAACGCUCCAGCUGCAAUCCUUUAUGAAGAUGCCCUAAAAGAACGUAAUACUGUUAUUGAUGCUUCUGGUGCUUUGAUUGCUUACUCUGGUGAAAAGACUGGGAGAUCUCCAAAAGAUAAGAGAAUUGUUGAAGAAGAAACCUCUAAAGAUAAUGUUUGGUGGGGACCAGUCAAUAAACCAUGUUCUGAAAGAACGUGGGAGAUUAACAGAGAAAGAGCUGCUGACUACUUAAGAACUAGAGACCAUCUUUACAUCGUUGAUGCAUUUGCUGGUUGGGAUCCUAAAUACAGGAUCAAAGUCCGUGUUGUAUGUGCCAGAGCCUAUCAUGCUUUGUUUAUGACAAACAUGUUGAUCAGACCAACAGAAGAAGAAUUGAAGAAUUUUGGUGAACCAGAUUUCACUGUCUGGAAUGCUGGUCAGUUCCCUGCUAACACACAUACUCAGGAUAUGACUUCAAAGACUACUAUUGAAAUUAAUUUUAAAGCUAUGGAAAUGGUUAUCCUAGGUACUGAAUAUGCUGGCGAAAUGAAGAAAGGUAUUUUCACUGUUAUGUUUUAUUUGAUGCCUGUCCACCACAAUGUUUUAACUUUACACAGCUCUGCUAACCAAGGUAUUGACAAUGGUGACGUAACAUUAUUUUUUGGCUUAAGCGGUACUGGUAAGACUACCUUGUCUGCUGAUCCAAACAGACUAUUGAUUGGUGAUGAUGAACAUUGUUGGUCUGAUGAUGGUGUAUUCAACAUUGAAGGUGGUUGUUACGCUAAAUGUAUCGAUUUAUCCAUGGAAAAGGAACCAGAAAUCUUUAACGCUAUCAGGUUUGGUUCUGUCUUGGAAAAUGUUGUCUAUGACCCGGAGACUCGUGUUGUUAAUUACUCUGACUCUUCUAUUACUGAAAACACAAGAUGUGCCUAUCCGAUUGAGUACAUUCCAAGUGCUAAGAUCCCAUGCUUAGCUAAUGCACAUCCAAAAAACAUUAUUUUAUUGACUUGUGAUGCGUCUGGUGUUUUGCCUCCAGUUUCUAAGUUAUCCCCAGAACAAGUUAUGUAUCAUUUCAUUUCUGGUUACACCUCUAAGAUGGCUGGUACUGAGCAAGGCGUCACUGAACCGGAACCAACUUUCUCCUCCUGUUUUGGCCAGCCAUUUUUGGCAUUACACCCAAUCAGAUAUGCCAAGAUGCUUGCUUCUAAGAUGUCUGAACACAAAGCUGAUGCAUGGUUAAUCAAUACUGGUUGGACUGGUGCUUCUUAUGUGUCUGGUGGUAAACGUUGUCCAUUAAAAUACACUAGAGCUAUUCUUGAUGCUAUCCAUGAUGGCACUUUAGCUAAAGAAUCCUACGAAUUUUUACCAGUUUUCAACUUACAAGUCCCAACUCACGUUAACAACAUUCCGUCUGAGUUAUUGAAUCCGGCUAGAAACUGGUCACAAGGUGAAGCCAAAUAUGUUGCUGCUGUCAGCAAAUUAGCUGGUUUAUUCAUUGAAAACUUCAAGACUUAUCAAGAUAAGGCUACUAGCGAUGUUUUAGCUGCUGGUCCACAAUUAUGA
Molecule: messenger RNA, 1647 nt
Organism: Arxiozyma heterogenica
Lineage: Eukaryota; Fungi; Ascomycota; Saccharomycetes; Saccharomycetales; Saccharomycetaceae
Gene: PCK1
Product: phosphoenolpyruvate carboxykinase PCK1
Exons: 1
Coding region: 1-1647 (548 amino acids)
Biological process (GO): gluconeogenesis
Cellular component (GO): cytosol
Molecular function (GO): ATP binding; phosphoenolpyruvate carboxykinase (ATP) activity
Source: RefSeq, a predicted model, not a curated record